GAAUCAAUUCGGGAUCAUCUAAAGAGAAGAAAACGCUGGCAUUUGAACAUGCACUCUUUGUAGGGUGAUGUGGCUGAUACUGGCUCCUACCAUCUGCUUUCCUAUUGCAGCCUGUUUCUUCAACCUGCAGAGGAGAAGCCAGGCUUUCUUUCCUUCUGGAUUGUUAAAACCAUGCACAUUUAUCCUGCAUAGCAAUGCAUUAUAGCCUGUUUUAAGGAAUCUUUUGUGCUUCUGUGCAUAUUCCUACUGCAGGCAAAGUGCAUGAGGAAGGAGCCUGUGCAGGCAGUCGGUAGUGUAGUAGCUGGCUCACGCGUAUGGAUUAGACUCGUGAGGACAGUAACGAUGGGGGCUCGAGCAACGGAAACAACUCGUGAACUGGAAAGCACUUCUAUAAAGUAUCAAAUAGGAGGACAUGCAGAGAAAAUGUGGCAGCGGCUCAAAGGAAUAUUAAGAUGCUUGGUGAAGCAACUGGAGAAAGGUGACAUCAAUGUGGUGGAUUUAAAAAAGAACAUUGAAUAUGCCGCAUCUGUGCUGGAGGCAGUUUAUAUUGAUGAAACCAGAAGGCUUCUGGACACUGAGGAUGAACUCUCGGACAUCCAGUCGGAUUCGGUCCCGCUGGAAGUGCGAGACUGGUUAGCUUCUACAUUCACAAGGGAGAUGGGAAUAGUGAAGAGGAGACCAGAAGAAAAGCCUAAAUUUCGAAGCAUUGUGCAUGCUGUACAGGCUGGGAUUUUUGUAGAAAGGAUGUACCGAAGGACCUCCAGCAUGGUUGGUUUGGCUUACCCAGCGGAAGUGAUUGUAACAUUUAAGGAUGUUGAUAAAUGGUCUUUUGACGUAUUUGCCCUAAAUGAAGCAAGUGGAGAACACAGUCUGAAAUUUAUGAUGUAUGAGCUGUUCACCCGAUACGACCUUUUGAACCGUUUCAAGAUCCCUGUUCCCAACCUUAUUACAUUUGCCGAAACUCUUGAGGUUGGUUACAGCAAAUACAAAAAUCCGUAUCACAACUUGAUCCAUGCAGCUGAUGUUACUCAAACUGUGCAUUACAUAAUGAUUCAUACUGGUAUCAUGCACUGGCUCACAGAACUGGAAAUUUUAGCAAUGAUUUUUGCAGCUGCCAUCCAUGAUUAUGAACAUACGGGGACCACAAACAAUUUUCAUAUUCAGACAAGGUCUGAUGUUGCAAUAUUGUACAAUGAUCGCUCUGUUCUUGAAAACCAUCAUGUAAGUGCUGCUUAUAGACUAAUGCAAGAAGAAGAGAUGAACAUCCUGGCAAAUUUAACCAAAGAUGACUGGAGGGAGUUGCGUAGCUUGGUCAUUGAGAUGGUCUUGUCAACAGAUAUGUCGGGUCAUUUCCAGCAAAUUAAAACGAUGCGACAUACUCUACAGCAGGCAGAGGGGGUAGACAAAGCCAAAGCCAUGUCUUUGAUUCUACAUGCAGCAGACAUAAGCCAUCCAGCAAAAUCCUGGGAACUGCACUACCGGUGGACCAUGGCCCUGAUGGAAGAAUUUUUUCGACAGGGAGACAAGGAGGCUGCUUUAGGUCUUCAGUUUUCCCCACUCUGUGACCGCAAGUCUACUUUGGUAGCUCAGUCCCAAAUAGGUUUCAUUGAUUUCAUAGUAGAACCAACAUUUUCUCUCCUUUCGGACUCCAUGGAGAAAAUUGUUAUGCCUCUUAUAGAGGAAGCUACAAAAUCUGAAAGUCCUGCAUUUGGGACACCCGGCCAGAAUAGUUUGGGAGCAGUAAGCAAUGUUGAUGCACAAAGACGACACAAUUUUAGAAGUACAGCAAGUGACGGAGCAGCUCACACAGAAAAUUCCCUAGCAACUGUAGACCUAAGAAGCUUUAGGGACAACCUGAUGCAGAUAAUUCAAGCAAACAAAGAAAGAUGGAAGGAAUUAGCAGUAGAAGAAGAACUUGGGAAAAAUGUUGAUGAACAGGAAAAAGACCAGAGCAGAAAUUCCACAGAUGCACAGUUACAGGAAGAGACAAGAAGCAGACAAAAUGAGAGUAGUCAGGGAAGUGAUGGUACAGCCUGUCCUCCCAGACCCAUCGUCCUACAAGUAGUCACUUCCAACACUUCUCUGAGUGAUGAAUCCAACUCAGAAAAAUGCACUAACUCUGAUCCGAACCAGAAAGAUCUCACCGAUGCCCAGCAAGAAACACAGAAUACAGACCCACUGAAUGGUGAGCCUACAUACUGUAAGCAAACAGAAGAUAUAGUAAAAGCUGCAGAACAGAAUCAAGCACUGGUACACAACUAAAUUUACUGUUUCUUAAAAGCUUCUGACGUUUCUGGCAGGACAGAAGAAAAGAACACUGUCUGUUCCUACCUCCAUGCUCUCAGAGGCUGUUGUCUGUCAACUUAUUCUCAGAUCAUCUUGUUUCUGUGGAGAGUGAUUGGGCAAAAUGAUCAGAAGUGUAAAACAUCAAACCCUGAGCAGGGAAAUCAAGGCACCAAACAACUCUCAAGAUUUCAGUCAUAUUUGUUGUUGCUAUUUCCUUUCCUAUUAUGCUUUCUUAAACUAGCCAAAAUACUUUUUCCAGCCAAAGUUGGACCUUGCUUUAUUGCAUCACUGACACCAGACAUUUCCAAGAGACAUGUGAAAACAUGUUAAAGGUCAUCUGGACUGGAUUGCUGUUACAUGUCACUGCCACUGGCACCUAAUGGAAAUAGAAAGCCAGAACAAAAUACUGUCACAGAAGCUUGUUCAUGCAAUCAUGCUGCAUGCAACGUGAAAGUUCUACUUGUUGUAGAACUUGUUGUACUUGUCUCCUUAAAAUAUCUGAAAAUACAAGUAUGGGGACUGUGCAGGAAGUCAUGGAGUCAUAUUAUUGAACCUGCAUGAAUGAUGAUUCUUUCCCAUUGGGGUGUCUGCCACAUGGAGAGGAAUGGUGUUUAACAAAUCAGUAUUGGAAAUACUGCUUUAAAAUCAACUAAAUAUCACCCAGUAUUAUGAUUAAAACAUACUCAUCCCUACAGCUGCCCUCCACCAAAGCAUCGUGUUGCCUCUCAGAACUGGAAGGUGACUUUGAGGCCUUAUUGUUUGCUCAAGUGCAGUGUUGAUGGCAUGGAUCUGACAGUCUCUUCCCUAGUUUUGCUUCAUACAAACACCAGAGCAUCUUUCUCUGAGAGGCAGCACAAGUGGAGGACGCAGGCACUUACCUCUGCCAGAUGUCUUGGAAUGAGCCCUGCAGCCCAGCUGUGCCCAGAAGAGACUCCACGUUCAUCUCUGCUCCUGCCGAGCCACAUGGGACCUUGUGCAGCCUGCACCCGACCUCACUUCCCUCUGCUGCAGCCAACCAGGAACCUUCCUCUCUCUUCCUUCACAUUCUACACUCCUGGUUAACUUGGGUCACUGCGUUCCCCUUUUUGGACCCUGUAUUACCUCACUGAUCAAAAAGUCUGCAGUCAGCCAUGGGCCACUCAGAGGCAGACUUAUGGGGCAGCAUUGCUCCCUGCUAUGCAGAGCCCUGGGUGCUCAUCUGCUGCUUCAGGAACCUAACUAGAGCUCCCAUGUACCACAGCCUCAGCCUCCAGAGGACACAUUUUGUCCUGGCUGAAGAAGGCACAGUAAACCAGCCAACCCACACUGAGGGGCACGUGUGUCUCUUUUCCUUUGACUGUCUCCUUUCUGACAGCAGAGUCACUGAAUUUGAGCUGGGAACAAUAUGAGCUCUGAGCCCUGGGAUAAGGGCAUGACAAAAGGUGGAAUUUCUAUUGUUGAAUAUGUAAGCCAUAUAUACACUAUGCACAGUUAGAGUGCAUAGUUUUAACUUAAGAAAUGUUUGUGCAUAUAGAUUGUAAAAAGUGCAUUUAAAUUGUUUUGUGUAUCUGGUCCAGGGCUUGUAUUUGGCAUGGACAAAGUUCUGUACAGUGCAGCUGAAGAAAUGUUAACAAAUGAAAUUGUAUCAUAUAUGUUAUAAUGCAAUUGAUAUUUUUUUGCUAAGAGUUAAGAAUUUAUAUAUUCUGGCAGUGUUUGAGCAAAUCCUUAGUAGCCUGGAUCACUCUGUGCACCUCUGCAUCCAUUAUGGGGAAUGUUGGACACUUUUUUUUCUUUAUAAUGAAAUAUUUCUUAUUGUUACACUGAACAAGAAACAUCAUUGAUAUCAGACUUUUUUUUUUUUUCUUUUCUAAUUGCAAAUUGCCAUAUGCUGUGUCAGGAGAAAACUUUCUUUUUUAAGAUCAGAUAUCUUUGAUCUUAUGCCUUUUCAUUCAAAACAUGGAAUCUUAUUUCAGAUAUGUUGAGCAUCGGUAGUUCCCACCAAAUUUUAAAAGUGAAAAAUUUGACAGAUAUGUUUAAAAAUUGGGCCAGCUACGUCUUUGUCUGUAACAGUGCAUUAAUCAGCAUUGUGAUUUAUCCUUCCCUUGAGAACAAAACUUUGGAGCAAUCCAAAUUUAAUGUCUGUACUGUACUUUCAGCUUCAGACUUCUACCAUAGUUGAACUUGACUUUUCCUUUCUGUGAUUGAUAUACUAUACAAAAGUCUUCUCCUGGAAAUACAAGCAGAACUUAUAGUGGAGCACUUCUGCAGAGCACUGGGAGCAUCCUGCAGGCUUUUGGUGUCCUGUUGUCCUCCAGCAGGUAGAAAAAGCUCCUGAGCUCACAGGAGGCACUCAGUGCCUGCUUAAUACUGAAAUGUGAUUCGUGUAUAAAUAAUCCUACUUCAUUUUUAUUCAGUCUUAAUCACUGUGGUAGGUGUUACUGAAAGAAGAGCCCUUGGUUUUCCUUUAAAGACAGAUAACUCUCUUUCUUCCUUUAAUCUUAGCAAGGUUUUAUCCAGACAUGACCCAAAGCUUAGCGUGUUGUUUGGAUGAGGAGAAAUUUAUUUUGGCUGAGAAGACCAUAAUAACCAACAUGUGUCAGUUAAGGCUUUGACCUUGUGUGGAAUUGACACUCAGAUGGCAGAGCAGCUUCCUAUGGGGGCCUCUCCCAGGCAGGACUUUCUCUCCAAACCCUGUAAGGCUGUGUUACCAAAGCAUUGCAUGGGGCUAUAAGAACUGGUGUUUGUAUCUGCAUCUCUCCCACAGCAUUAUGGGCAUGUACCCCUGCAUCAAGCACACUGAGGAGCUGUAGCUAUAGAUUAGCCCUCAAAAUUUUUAUUUUGUAUUUUUGAGAUAUCUGAUAAAUAUAUUAUGUAAUACUGUUAUGGUUUAUGAUCUAGCCAGUAUUUUUUAAUUUAAUUUUCAAGAAGGCAGUCUACAAUUGUGUGUUUCUAUUCUGCUGUAUUUGUCCAUAUUUCCUAUGAUGAUAUUCCUAAAUAAAUUUAAUUUGAGGGCAAGGAU
Messenger RNA from Coturnix japonica (Japanese quail), 5284 nucleotides. Lineage: Eukaryota; Metazoa; Chordata; Aves; Galliformes; Phasianidae. The record is from RefSeq and is a predicted model, not a curated record.